Messenger RNA from Zychaea mexicana, 1557 nucleotides. RefSeq lists its product as uncharacterized. The record is from RefSeq and is a predicted model, not a curated record. Lineage: Eukaryota; Fungi; Mucoromycota; Mucoromycetes; Mucorales; Lichtheimiaceae. The coding region runs from base 54 to 1430 and encodes 458 amino acids. The transcript is spliced from 2 exons.
UUCUUCAUUUCUUCUUCUUUGCUCUUUCUCCACACUUAUUCUGACUACAACAGAUGAAGAUUGCUUGGAGCAUUCUUAGUACUCUUACUCUUUGCCUAGUAGUGGCAUUAUUUGCCCAAGACGUCAAUGCCGAUGCUCGAGAACAAGCACUCGCGUAUCUGCGAAAAUACAAGAUCCCAUACCGCAGGGAAAUAUCCAAUGUCAUCACUUCUGCAGACAACAAACUGAACAAACACGACGACGACGACUACCUUUUACAGACGGUGAAAUACUACCGGGACUCUGUAGCCAUGAACGUCGAUCUGUUUGGCGAAAAGAUUGAUCGAAUUCUGAAAGGAUUACGCAUCAAGCUCGAGCAACAGCACCAGCUCACACAAAAUAGCAUUGAAGGCUUGAUGGAAUUAUUGCAACACGCGCUGCGACGACUGGAACUGCGCGGCGAAUUGACACGUGAACGAGUAUUUGCCGAGCUCGACAAGCUGAAACACAAGGCGAUCGAAAAGAAACUGGUCACCGAAGCACAAUGGAAACAGCUCGUGAACGAUGUUGCGGGCUCAUUUGAAGCCGAUGCAUGGUACCGACGGUUUUUGGGUGGCCGAUACCAUCGACACCACCAUGACGAUGACCAAGACGAUGGCUUCCAUCGUUGGAAACAACAUUUGCAACGCCGACUCAAACAUAACAAGAGGCUGACCGAAGCACAAAUCGAUCAGAGUCUGGAUACGGUCCAACGGGCGAUCCACAAUACACCCGAUGCAUCCAAAUUGGCUGACUCGCGCUGGUGGCGUCGCGUGGAACGCGAAUUGAAACGCAACCUUGUCGAUCCUGAGCAAGUCAAGAGUGUCAUGGAUUCGGUCCGGGACGAAGUUCAAGCUUACAAGAUCUUUGCCAUGGAUUAUGCGCCAGAGGAAGCCAAGCACUGGUUCUCAGACUGGUAUGACUAUAUCCGUGAUCUGUAUCAUGAAUUUUUCCAGUGGUUGUAUAAACAGUAUAAUGAUGAGCACACGCCAGAGGCAUUGAAGGCCUCGUCGUCUUAUGCUGUCGUGCAAGCCCAUUCCCGGUCUAUGGGUUUGGCUGUUCAAUCUGCCGAAUCAGCUGCUCAAUCAAUGACCCAGGCCGUCCAGGAUACGACUCAGCAUUGGAAAGAUUCGUUUGCAAAGUAUUGGUUGCAGAAGGAGAAACAGGCUUACAAGCGGAUCGGAUAUACGGAAGCACAGCUUCAAUGGUUGCAUGACCAUUUGGAAAAGACUAUCAAAGACCGCAAGUCGUUGGCCAAGCAUAAUGUCGAUGCAUCCUUGUAUGCCAUUCGUCGGUAUCUACAAGAAACAAGAGUGCAGUCGGCAACACAGAUCGAACAUCAAAUCAGUCGUAUCCAGCACUUGUUGGAAAUGUGGAAACAAACUUUACCAACCGAGCGCGUUGAACUAUAAGUCGGUCCCAGACCUCCCUUUCAUCUCCUCUUUUCUCUUCUUCUUUUUUUUGCUGUACAUAGUAAUGUUUCCCAUCGUCUUUGCUAAUGACUCUUUGUCAAUAAUAUUACCACAAUGUUAUUUUCUC